Messenger RNA from Coffea arabica (coffee), 1891 nucleotides. The record is from RefSeq and is a predicted model, not a curated record. NCBI's taxonomy places the organism in Eukaryota, Viridiplantae, Streptophyta, Magnoliopsida, Gentianales, Rubiaceae.
GAAUAUUAAAGAAGUGGUUGCACAUGAAAAAUAUCUUGGUCUUCCCACCGUUAUUGGUCACUCCAAAUGUGAGGUAUUCUCUUCUAUCAAGGAUAGAAUUUGGCAACGAAUUCAAGGAUGGAAUGAACAACGGUUAUCGAAAGGGGGAGCGGAAGUUUUGCUAAAAGCAAUGGUUCAGGCAAUUCCUACAUAUUCGAUGUCUUAUUUCAAAUUUCCAGAUUCUUUGCUAAUGGAUAUCCAAUCAAUGAUGAGCAAUUUUUGGUGGGGUGAUGGAAAUAAGGCUAGACCAAUUCACUGGGUUAGUUGGGAUAAACUUUGCAGCCGAAAAGAAGAUGGAGGAAUGGGUUUUAGGCAGCUUAAGACUUUUAAUCUUGCAUUGUUAUCUAAGCAAGCGUGGCGUAUUGCUACACAACCAUCUAGCCUCCUUCAUCAGGUAUAUAAAGCCAAAUAUUUUCCCAAUACUGAUUUCUUCCAAGCUCAAGAAGGAUCACGGCCUUCCUGGUCUUGGAGCGGACUAUGUGAGGUCAGGAAGUAUAUAGAAGCAGGAAGUAGAUGGCGAGUUGGUUCUGGCCAGUCUAUCAAAAUCUGGAAAGAUAGGUGGCUUCCACGGCCAUCUACUUUUAAAAUCGUGUCGCGGUCUACUGCAUUGCCGGAGAACUCCACAGUUGAUUGCCUGAUAGAUUACAAGCGAAAGACUUGGGACUUGGGAGUUGACUUAUUGCAGGAAAUUUUUUGGCCUGAGGAUAUUGAAUUAAUUCAAAGCAUUCCAAUUGGAGAAACUCAUAAUAGGGAUAAGCUAAUCUGUCACUUUUCAAAGAAUGGAUAUUUUACUGUGAAGAGUGCGUAUCACUUGAUCAAGCAGCUAUCUUCUAAUUGGGAGAAUUUGCCAUCAAGUAGUAGUACUCUAAAGCAAAAUGUUUGGUCUCGGCUUUGGCACUUGAAUCUUCCGGAGAAAAUUAAAAUUUUCUUAUGGAGGGCAUGUAAAGAUAUACUGCCAACCAGCACAAAACUCAAUAUUAAAGGGCUCCAUUUAGAUACCUCUUGCCCUUUAUGCCUCGCUCCAGUUGAUGAUAUUGAUCAUACUUUCUUAACUUGUCCUGUAGUCGUGCAAUCGUGGGUGCUUAGUUUCUUAAGCCAGAAGGUUCAACUGCAAUCGACUGAUCAUCUGACAUCCUGACUUCCCAACCAGCUUUUGCAACUAUCAAGCAAAGAGAUGGAAUUGAUGGGUGUUAUUCUUUGGAAUUUAUGGAAUAAUCGGAAUGGAGCAAUCUUUGAUGGGCCCUAUAGAGAUCCGCUUAGCUUGGUCUCCCUGUCCAUGGCAUUCCUGAAUCAAUUCUAUGAAGCAAAUUCCAAAGAUAAGUGCAAUAUGCCUACCUCUCUUCAAUCACGGUUAUCAAUAGGUCAUUGGAUACGACCCAAUGCAGGUUUUGUUAAGGCAAACUUUGAUGGAGCUGUGUUUAUGGAUGAUAAAUCAUCAGGGGUUGGUGUUAUUAUCCGAGAUGAUAAAGGAAGUUUUAUUGCUGGCCUCUCCAAGAAAAUUCCUGGGAUAUUGGAACCAGAAGUGGUUGAAUCAUAUGCGGCCAAACAUGCUACUCAAUUACUAAAAUCUUUGGGUUUCAAUAAGAUUGUUUUGGAAGGAGACUCACAAAAGGUCAUCAAAAUGCUGGACCGUUUGGAAUCUGACGAUUCAUCAUGUGGCUUGUUGAUUGAUGAUACCAUUGUCUUAUGUCAAGAUUUCAUGUGCUGGGAAGUUUCAUGGAUUUCUAGGUCGUUUAAUAUUCCUGCUCAUAACCUUGCUAAGUAUGCUGUUAAUCUUUCAGAUUCUUGUUUAUGGAGAGACUCUCCUCCUUCUUUUAUUUGUUCUACACUUGUUGCAGAUUCGAUCUCAUGA